AGAACCAUUAUCGCGAAAGAUAUUUACUAAGAAUAAGUUAUAGGACCGAUAUGAGUUGGGGAUCAGUUCCAGGAACGGCUCCGAGAUUUAAGUUUUGCACUACCCUCCAAAGCCGCUUCUAAUUUUGGCUGAGUCAUUCGAUAGUGAUUCCCGUGGUUUGUCCCAUCACUAGUUCGGUGCCGUCCGAAGCCAUGCUUUUCCUAUGUACUAUCCUUAGUUUAAUCAAAAGAAGGAAAACUAGUUAAAUUUUAAACAAGAUAAAUAGUAGAAAUCUGUAAGUUAAUAAAACACCAAUCGAAUUUCGCGCUUAACAAAUUUGACUAUCCGGACUACUUUGACAGAUCUGCCUGUCGACAAGCGGCAGCGGACGGCUUCGGACUGUUUUGAGCUUGGAUUUUUAUACCUACCUGUCGGAGCCGCUUUUGCUUUUGGUAAAGUCAUUCGAUAGCGAUUUCGGUUAUUUUUUUUUAAUUUUUUUCAUCACUGGUUACUAAGAGAGCUCUGUUCUCACCACUAUCUCUCGCUGAAUGUUUACUUUCAUGUGAUGUGUCAUGGCCUCGUGGUACAGUCGUUAACUCAUACAACAUGACUGUCACUUCGAAGGACACAUGCAUGGAGGAAGGGCAAGAGAUGCUGGCGCAAGUAGCAGAACAAGGCAACUACCACAGCAGCAGCACAGCGGCAACACGAGCUGCAGCAAUGAUGCAGUUUACGAACAAUAAGCCUGCUGGCUGUGAUGGACUGGCGGCCGAGCUCUUCAAGAUGGGACCGGAGAGGCUUACCGUCGAAAUGCUUUAUCUGAUCGUGAAAAUCUGGGAGCAGGAGCAACUACCGGAGGAGUUUAAGCUGGAUGUCAAUCACCCAGUCUACAAAAAGGGUCCCAGAUCCUGUUCUCCAGACUUGCGCCCCUUGUUACAAAUUUUGCUGGCAGCUACCAAGCUGGGGUUGUUGAAGGCAUAUCCACCACCGACCAAAUUUUGCAGUCUACGGCAGAUCCUCCAGAAAGUACCUCUAUCCAGCAUACUAUGGGCUUCACCGACCGACUGAGAUCCACAAGAUUUCGAGCGCGUACGAAAUGUGAGAUAUAUCGCACAUUGAUUCUGGGGGUGUUUGAGCGACGCAUCCUCCGGACCAUCUUUGGCGGUGUGUUUGAGCAUUAGAGUUGGAAGGAGAAGGAUGAACCACGAGCUUGCUGAGCUAUACGGCGAACCGAGCAUCCUGACGGUGGCGAAGGCUGGCAGGAUACGAUGGCUGGUGCAUGUCAUGAGGAUCUCAUGCCCCACCAAGAAGGUGUUCGACAGCGAUCCCCAGUUCGGCAUAAGGCGCAAGGGAGCACAGCGAACUCGAUGGCUGGACCAGGUGAAGUAAGACCUGUUGGAGAUCGGGUGUCUGCAUGGAUGGGAGGCUGCAGCCAGGGACCGAUCAUCCUGGAGAAUGAUUGUUGCCCGGGCCAUACCACAUCGACGUGCUCUAUCGCGUGCAUGCCAACAAGAGAGAGAGGGGAGGAUCAUGCUCCGAAUGGACCGUGCCCCCAUACGUAGGACUGACUAUCAUGCUAUAGUAAUAAAUAAGUCACUAAAACCGAAACCCAUAAGUGGUACAGACAGGCCUUGGCCGACAACGGUUAUUGUGUGAAAGAAGAAGAAUACUAGACUUUAUUUAAAAUAGUGUCAGUUUAUUUUCAAUGAUCGAUGAAAUUCCACAAUUUAUUAAUAUUUAUGAAACAUAUUCCCCAUGCUUUGGUUUAAACCACAAUAGAACACCAUUGGCAGACUUUUCCGUUUUAAUUGCUUCUUAUGAUUUCUAGAUUUCAAAACGCCUGUUUUACAGUUUCUUUUUAUUCAGAAGGAAAGGCUAGAACGUAUUGCUUCACAUUGAAUAUUAGUGUAUACAAUUCUUUUCAAAACUAUAAGAACACCGAGUU
Molecule: messenger RNA, 1924 nt
Organism: Anopheles gambiae (African malaria mosquito)
Lineage: Eukaryota; Metazoa; Arthropoda; Insecta; Diptera; Culicidae
Exons: 1
Coding region: 586-1047 (153 amino acids)
Source: RefSeq, a predicted model, not a curated record